Messenger RNA from Porites lobata, 7894 nucleotides. Lineage: Eukaryota; Metazoa; Cnidaria; Anthozoa; Scleractinia; Poritidae. The record is from the annotation of a GenBank genome assembly.
AUGAAUUCCGACAUGGCAGAUGAACUGUCUUUCGAUGAACCUUCUGUAAAUGAUCAGUUAUUCUCGGAAGAGAAUUUGCCUCCCGGAUGGGAAAUAAGAACAGUGGACGAUGGAAGGAUCUAUUACGUAAAGUAAGACUUUGUUUUGUUUAUUAUUACGGAGAGCAAGCCUUUUGCCAGUGUUGCACGUCGAUCAUUGUAUUGAACUGCUCAUUAAAAAAGUAAGUAAACUUUCUUCGACUGCGAUCUACAUGUGGCUUGCAUGUGCGUAAUAUCCUCAGAGGUAUAAUUUCAUAGAGGCAUCAACAGAUUUGGAUUAAAUCAAGCCAAACGUAACCAAGCUUUUAGCUUUAAUUUAAAACGGAAUCAAUGUACUUAAGACUUUCAGGUUUAUAUAAGAUUACAUUUAUUCUUAUUAAAGCUUAAGCUCAUAUAUUCACCAGUAUUUUGUUCAAUUAUCAGUCAUUUGACAAAAACUACUCAGUGGGAGCAUCCCCAAUCAGGAAAAAGAUACAAAGUCACUGGAGGUAAACAACUUCAGGUCAAUAAUAAUUGUUCAUGAAGUGGAAAUUGUUUACAAUAUUAAGUUAAUGUAUUUAUUCAUAUUUUACAGUCCUGUAAAUUAAGAGAGUUACAUGACCAUGACCCUGGGUAGCUCAAAACUUUACCAUAAUAGACCAGGAGAAACAUAAACUUGUCAAAUUUACAUUUGGAACCCCCUGACUACCAGAUUAACAAUGUAAACAAUGAUUUACAUAAUCAAUAUGGCAUUUCUGUCAUUGAGGGGCAGAUCUCUCUCCUGUGAAACGUCCUUAUAGCAGCAAGGAGCGAAUGGAGGUGGCAGUUUUUGCACACUAGACUCAUAGCAAGUAUACAGUAUCCGGAAUAUUUUUUGAAAAAAUAUCUUGGAAAGUAUCUAAGAAAGUAAGGGCAUGCUUCCCUAUCAGCCAUAAUUUAUGACUGUUUUGGUAAGCACUGAGCUACUGGUUAAAAAAUCAACAGCCAUUUUCUAUGGUCUUUGCUGUUAUCAACAGCAGUAAACUGAGAGCACACGUGAGGGGCGAAGGGCAAAGCCGCAAAGAACAAGGGCCACCCGGCAGAAGCCCGAGCAAAGAAAAAAUAAGAGACUGUAAUGGGAUCUUUUAUCUGGCAAUUUGCUGCUUUGCACACCUCCCUAAUUGCGGUCAUUGCCAGCUCCUUCCUUUCUGAUAAUUGACAACGUUUCGUGUGCUUUUUCCUGUAAUCAAACAGCUUGUUUUCGAUUGUCUGUUCACUGCUGUUUAGUUUGGAACAUUAGUUCUUUAGUUAUCUGUGAGGUGAUGGUAGGGUUCCUCAAAGAAGGCGAGGAAAAAAGUGAAUAGGCGAAAGAGCCUCACAAUGCCUACGUUAUAGACCGGCAAACCAGUUGAAACUUACCUUUCAUCGUCAGGUAUGAGCUAUGAAAGUUGGAGCGGGAGUGAAAAUUGGACCCUUUUCGGACUGAGAUGUUUUUGUCAUUGACAUAUUGACAGGUAGCCCACCAAUCAGGAAUUUCCGUUUCACUAAAACAAUAAUUCAAAACACAAUAAGACCUCCAUGGUCAUCCUUUUUCUUCUCUUCACCCCAAUCUCUCCUCCUUUUUCUCCAUUAAUUUGCAUAAUUUUACUUCUUCGCUCACUGCACGUGGCUCCGAGAAAAGAAGACGACCACUGGCGGUCUAGUCCGACAUCACAUUGUUUAAAACUCAUAUGCAACCACAAGCUGCAGGCAAGUGGUUUCACUGACAGUUUUUGACAUCCAUUUCCUGUGAAGUUUCUUGGAAAAUCAUGUGUAAGAGAAAGAGAAAACAAUGUGUGCCAUCAUCACAUCAUUUCUAUGGUCUCCUUCCUACUCUCAGCAACCAUAGCUCUCCAAUAAUCAGUGUGUGAAAUCCCUGUUAUUGUAAAAAAAACAGUGCUACUACUCCCUGGAUGGGAGUUACUGGCAGCAGUAUGUUGCCAGUACUCAUUUCACACCUGAGCACAACAGACCUCUCAUGGGUCCUGCAAGUCCUGUCCAUGUUCAUCUCAAUUGGUCAGGUCUGUUCUCAGUGAAGGUGAUUAAGCUGGUAUUAUAAGUAGGUGGCUCUAACUAUAUUUUUAAUCCAACAUCAGAAAAAAAGAGUUUUUAUAAUGAUAGCCACCCAUAUAUAAAGCUGUAUUGAUCAUGGGAAGGCACACAUAAGAAACUAAGUUAAUUUUCAGAAGAUUAUUACUUCAGUCGCCAUAGACUAUAAGGCAUGUACUGGCUUCAUAACACCUGGCAAAAGCUUUUUCACAUUUACAUUGAUUUCUGUUUUCUCUCUAGACCUUCCACAUGGCUGGCAGAAGCAAUAUGACAGUAAAGGCAAUGUUUUCUUCUUUGAGUAAGUCAUCAACAUAGCUUACUAAUAUCAGCAAUAAAACAUUUAAGUUUGAGAAAGUAUUUCACAUCUUAAAAAUUAGUUUCACUCAACAUUUUUUAUCAGUAGAUUAAAGGUAUCACCACCUUUUUUAUCUGAGUGUAUAUAGUUUAAAGACCCAUGGAUUGCAUCAUAUACUUUGUUUGCAGUGUUGUAAACAGACGUACAAGUCAUACUGAUCCAAGGCUUGGAAAAAAUCCUAGUAAUUAUCACACAAAAAGGCUGGAUGGCUACUCUAAUGCCAUGCAUGUUUUAAAUGGAGAGAACCUAACUGGAAAGGUUGCUGUGGUGACAGGAUCCAAUAGUGGUAUUGGUAAGUGUUUAAAGGGAUACUUUUAAUUUACACUGUUAAGUUGUUAGUUAUGUGUGGUACAUGAACAAGCAGGGCUGCCAUUCUCCAGAGAUCUAAAAUCUUUUGCAGUAUCACUCAACGUCAACCACCUCAUCUAUAAGAUGAUUGCAUCACUGGGCGGUGAUGCCAAGCCAGGCCUUGUCUCCUUCAUCCUGUCAUAUAAAUAAUGGAAGGUGACAUAAGGAACUCGCACUCCAUUUUAAAAAGAGUAGGGGAGGUAGACCCUGGUGGUGUGGUCUUUCUCUCAUAGGGGUAGCUGGGGAAUUGUUACGCCCCUGCAGUAAUUGACACCAUGAGCUGUUGUGGUGACCCUGCCAAAACUGGCAAACCUAAGUAAAUGAUAUAACAAAAUAAACCAAAAGGAACAAGGUUAAUAAUUAAUUAUAACUUUGUUAAACAUUGCCAUACCUGUAUACAUCAACCUCCUCCCCUAAAAAUUGACUUUAUAAUUUGGAGAUGGAUGGAGAAGCAUACAUGUACACAGGCUAGAAAUUGACAAAAUGAACGCAUCCAGCUUCUUACCUUUGUCAGGUUUUGAAACAGCCAAAGCACUUGCACUUCACGGAGCUCAUGUGAUUUUAGCCUGCAGAGACAUGAACAAAGCAAGCAAGGCAGCUGUAUUGAUAAGAACAACACAGGUCUGUUAAUUUGUUUAUGGGUAAUUGAUAUCUGUUAAGCGAAAUACCAGUCAAUUUAAAAUGUUUUAAUUUUAUGGAGGUGUUCUCCCCAACUAGAAGAUAUUUUUAUACCGCUUGUCUUCCAAUUUAACAGUCAUUUAAAUAACAAGUGCAGCGUUGUCAGAAAGUUUUGAAGUACACAGCUGAGUUGUCAAAGAAAGCGGCCAGUCCAUGGAUAUUUUAUUUAAAAGACGCCAUCCGUAAAGAAAUGCCAAGCAGAGUAGCUGGCCGAUACUAACCAAGCAGGCGGCGAAUUUCACCGGCAGCCGGCUAAUCUUGACAACCCUGCAAAUGACUGAAUGUCAGCCUAAAUUCUACUUCCUCUCUAGAUUUUAAGGUGCUGAAUUAUCUCCAAGAACCAUCAACCAAACAAUAAUAUAUUUUUCACCCCAAAAUCAAUUGUUUAUACAUUUGUAACUCGUCACAAAGUAUUAGCAAAAACAAAGAAGGGUACAGGCUGCCUGAAACAACUAGAGGCAGCAAGAAAGAUAGGGUAACCAGACUUAGAAGAUAAAUGACACAUAAUAGAUAGGGUCUGAUACAUUACACCCACAAAAUUCCCUGAAAUUGAUAUCGGACAUAUCUGCCAUGCGAUGAACCCAUCCCAUUCAAGCAGCUAACAAUACUGUUAGGCCAUGCCUAGUAAAUGGACAGCAUAGCUCACCUAUAGAGUUCCCCUGCUGCUGAAUCUUGGUGUUUUUUUUUCUCUGUCACAUGCUCAAGACAAGACAAAAACAACAUUUUUUCUCACAAAAACAUUAUUGUUUCCUCCAAGACUCCUGAAGCUUAUGUUGAGGCGAUGUUGCUGGACUUAGCUUCCUUUGCAAGCAUCAGAAGCUUUGCAGAACAAUUUAGACAAAGAAAACUGUAAGUCUUAAUAAUGUUUUUGCAACAGUGGAUUUAUUCAUAACAGUGCAGCUUCUGAUUUUUGUAUGUGGUGGUUUGAUCUCACAUAAUUGAUGUCAAAUCACAUUAAUAAUUAUUGCAUUCCAUCCACAGGGACAUGUACCUCAUUAAUUAAAAAGUACAUUACCUAGACAAAAACAGGCAUACAUAAAAUUUAAUACUAAUAAGGUUAUUAAUAAUUUUGCUUUGAAAAUAAUUCUUUUGCAGAACCUCAAAUAUUAUUAAUGUUAAUGUUGUUUUGAAUCUAAAAUGAUUUACUAUUCUAGGCAAAAUAUAGCCCCAGAAAAACUGCAUAAUUUGCUUCUCAUAUCAGACGUUUUUGCCAUACACUGACUGUGACUUCCAGAAAAUUCCACAAAGUUUACCAAUAUUUUUGCAGUUAUAAUCAGGUGACCUCCCCACAGGUUGCAUGGGUACUGGAGGUUUCGAAGUUUAGCUAAGUUUUUUUGUUUAUUACAAUGGUGGCUAUAAUAAUAAAUAAAUAUAUCUCUUUUUGAAUAGAAAUCCAAAGGCCCUUCAGAUACAUGUUUCUAAAAAUAAUGUCUUUGUUUCAUUUCCCAUUUUAAACAGUCCCCUUCACAUCUUAAUUUGCAAUGCUGCAGUAUUUAGUUCAUCAUGGAAAAAGACAGAAGACGGAGUUGAAAGCACCUUUGGAAUCAAUCACCUUGGUCAUUUUUACUUGGUUCAGUUAUUAGGGGAUAUUCUUUGUUCCUCUUCUCCUGCCAGAGUAGUUGUUCUCACUUCUGAAUCCCAUAGGUUGGUAUAUCACUUCUGUAGUUUAGUGAAAUUUAGCAUUGUUCUCCUUUCUCUUUCUAAGUUAAAGUUCAACUUGGUGUAGUCGUUUACAGUCAGUUUACAGAUCCUUUAUUUACUUGCCAAGCACCUUGGGGGUGUUGAUUGGUGGUUACCCCUCUCUGGUUGCUAUGUAUACAUUGUGCUCAUCUCUUAUCUGCUUGGCACCUCUGUCCUCCAGGGCACCCAUGCUCAACCUCAUUUUUUUCAUUGUUCAAGUCAGUACUCUGAAAGUGACCCGGGAUCCACACUGACAUUUGAAUACUAGACUUUUGAUUAUUAUGAAUGGUGAUGUAAAUCAAAGGCAGCCCAAAGAAGAUGAUCAGUGUUACAAAAUUCAUGGUGAAUGAAGAAUGAUUUUGAACAUAACAAGAGGCAUUAGAAAAACAAAAAUGAAAAAGAAAUUUUUCAAUAGAGGCAGUAGUGAUUGUAAUAACAGCGAACGUGAGGCUGAUUAUGUUCGUUUUACCAGGUUUCCCGACUUGAGCUACUCCAAAAGGUUAAAUCUAUCAGAUGUUCCACUCUCCAAAGACAAAUACUGGUCUAUUGUUGCUUACAACCAGUCCAAACUUUGCAACUUGUUGUUUUCCAUGGAGCUCAAUCGCCGUCUGAAAUCAAAAGGAGUCACAUGCAAUGCAGUGCAUCCUGGCAAUCUUAUCUACACAUCGCUGCCAAAGAACUCUUGGUUUUAUUGGUUGUUGUUCCUAAUGGCAAGGCCCUUUGCGAAGACAGCUGUAAGUAAACCCUCUCAUCCUUUAUAGUUAACUGAAAAAUGCAAACAUGUCAAUUAAUUUCUUGUGGUAAAUUCUUAGAAAUAAAUAUUAACAUCAGAGGUGGAUCUAGGGGGAGGGUGCUCGGAUGACCUCCUUUUAAUCAACACUGUGCAGUCGCUUCACAGUCAUACAAAAUCUGCUCUAUCGUUUGAUAUGUAUUCUCAGCAGUUCACAUUAUGUUAUUUCCUAGUCAAAAGCCCUCUUCUUCGUAUUCGCUUUUAAAAUUUUUUACGUCAUCAGUCAUUUAGUGGUGCACCCCCUCGUAAGAAAAUUCCUAGAUCCACCCCUGAACAUGCAAAAGCUCUGUCAAAGAGGUUACAUUUGAAUGGUAGCAUUGGCAGAUCAAGGGAGGGGCCCGGGCUCCCCCUUAUUUUUAGACCAAACUGAGGCUCAAAGGGCCGAAAAAUUUGGGGGAGACCGGGUCCCCGCAUUAUCUCAAGGUCUGGAUCUGGCUCUGGGUAACGCCAAAGGAUUUAAUUCACCUAUAGCUAUCAGAAAGGUAAUAAAAAUGACAAAUAAUUUUUCCAUGACUUGGCCAGUCUACUGAAGAUGUGGAAGGUUCAAGACUAUAUGACAUUUAGUAAAAUCCAACUAGUGGUCUAUUAUCAAUGCUGCAUUCUGAUUGGUUGCGCUACUUCUAGGCUAUAUGUUAUCACCCACUAGUAGCGAAAAGCACCGGCUUUGAAAACCAAAGCAAUGGCAGUUGAAUCACGUUUUGCUAACUAAAGUUGUUUUGUCUCAAUAUUUUUGGCCAAUUAGUUGGAUUUUACUGAUGGCCUCUCAGUCAAUUAAGCCAUUUGGCCUUCGGGCUCAUGGGCUAUUGACUCAGAGCUUAUUAGGACCACCCAAAUUUAUCCCAGCCAACACAAAAAAUACAGCCAAUCAAAAAGCAAAAAGUGAUUUACAAAUUCAUUGGUUAGGGCAUGAUCCCCUCCUGCAAUCAUAUAUAUACUUUUUGACUUCAUGAGCAAAACAGCUACGUCAGGGUUUGGAGGGCAUCUAUUCUGAGGAUCCAGGAUUUGACCAAAAUAUGGUGCAGGGUACAGGAUAUGACUGCGGCCCGGGAAGUGGGAUUCACCAAUUUAAGGAAUAUGUGGAUUGGGAAAGAAAAUGAUUGGAAUUAUAUUAGAUGAAACAAGUUCAGAAAGAGCAGGUAUGCAUGCCCUAGGAUUCCAAGGUAAUGAUUGUUUCUGGUACCGUGUUGUUACCGUGGUCUUAAAAUAACAGAACCGAAAAAUAGUUUCAGCCUUGAUCAAUUUACAGAAAUUCACUGUUUUUCCACAUGGAUUCUUAACUAGUAGAGCAAUAAUAUUAUUCUUAGUUAUGACUUGGGUUAUGUACGAAACUAAAACUUUGAUUAGCAUCUAUCAUCGUUAUCAUCUUGAAUCAUUUCCAAAGUGCAUUGAACGUUACUGGUUUAUGGGAUCCAGGGCCAACAAAAAAGUGUAUGACUUCCAAAAAUUGAAAACAUUUUAGAGUUGGGUUUCCAUGAAUUUUUACCAUGCUAAAAAAAAUUGUUACAGAUGGUUUCCCAUGACUUCUGGGCACGGAAGCGAAAGACUGUUUUCCAUGGGAAUUGAAAUGCUAGGGCUUGGAAAUGCAGGUUCAGGAUUCCCCUUCCUGACCCUACAGCUGUAUUAAUAAGUUAUCUGAGCAUUAAGUUUCAGUAUUUUAAGGUACUGAAGUUUGCUGUCCAAAGACCAAGAGCUCCACUGAGUGCUAAGCAAUGUGUUUGACCUAAUUUUCAGGCCCAAGGAGCAGCCACUGUUGUAUAUUGUGCUACGUCAAGGGAGCUUAAUAGAGUGGGAGGACAUUAUUUCAACAACUGCUCUGUGUGUUUGCCAUCAGAGGAAUCAAAAAACCCAGACACGGCUGCAAAGUUGUGGCAACUGAGUGAACAACUUGUCAGACAGAUAACAUCAAAUGAAGAGCCAGUUGUGAACUUAGAACUAAUCCAGCAGCUGUAUGUAACAUGA